UGACGGGAGAACAUUUCACGACAUGAUCUUGUCUGAAACUGAAAGUAAAGAAAGAUUCAAAAUAGAGUAGAAGGAAGGAAGGAAGGAAGCUUUAGUUAAUAUUUGUGAGGUGCGAUUGUUAAUGGUGGUGGAAGUAGUAGUGCGAGUGUAAAGAGAAGACGAGAGAAGAGAAGAGACAGAGAAGGGACAAUUAUACAAAUGGGGGAACUGAUGCCGUUGCCGGCGACGACGACCGGGGUCGAUCUCAACGCGGCCUUCCCGCCGGUGGCGCUGAUGGAGAGGCUCAAGGACUACGGUCAAGAGGACGCCCUUGCCCACUGGCCGCAGCUCUCCCCUCGCGAGCGCCAACUCCUCCUCCACGACCUCCAGAGUUUGGAUCUCCCACGGAUUGAUCGGAUCAUUCGAUGUUCCCUCACUUCGCAAGGAUUGCCGAUUGCUGCAAUCGAGCCGGUGCCUCAGAGCAAUGUGUCCACCUUGGAGGAAAGGACGGCGGAAGAGAGAGAGAGGUGGUGGAAGAUGGGGCUCAAGGCCAUCUCUCAGGGAAAGUUGGCCGUCUUGCUUCUUGCUGGUGGUCAGGGAACUCGACUCGGAAGUUCAGACCCAAAGGGAUGCUUCAAUAUAGGGCUUCCAUCUGGGAAGUCCCUUUUCCAAAUUCAAGCUGAGAGAAUUUUAUGUGUGCAAAAGUUAGCUUCUCAAGAUAUAAAUGAAGAUUCUACUGGUUGUCUACCCAUACAUUGGUACAUAAUGACCAGCCCAUUUACCAAUGAGGCCACCCGUAAAUAUUUUGAAACUCACAAAUACUUCGGUCUUUCAGCAGACCAAAUUACCUUCUUCCAGCAAGGUACCAUCCCAUGUGUUUCGAAAGAUGGUAGGUUCAUCAUGGAGACUCCAGUCAAGGUAGCUAAAGCACCAGAUGGUAAUGGAGGAGUAUAUUCAGCUCUGAAAUCCAAAAGACUACUAGAAGAUAUGGCCGCUAGAGGGGUCAAAUAUAUAGACUGCUAUGGAGUCGAUAAUGCCCUUGUUCGUGUUGCUGAUCCCUCCUUCUUGGGUUAUUGCAUAGACAAGGGCAUAUCCGCUGCAGCUAAAGUUGUUCGGAAGGCUUACCCUCAAGAGAAGGUUGGGGUGUUUGUUAGACGAGGCAAAGGUGGCCCACUUACUGUGGUGGAGUAUAGUGAGCUUGACACAAACCUGGCUUCUGAAAUCAAUCAAGAAACUGGACGGCUUCGCUUUUGCUGGAGUAAUAUUUGCUUGCAUAUGUUCACUUUGGAUUUUCUCAAGCAAGUUGCAGACGGCCUCGAGAAAGAUAGCAUAUAUCAUUUAGCUGAGAAGAAGAUCCCUUCAAUACAUGGACAAACAGUGGGUCUAAAGUUAGAGCAGUUCAUAUUUGAUGCCUUUCCAUAUGCUCCCUCCACUGCUCUUUUCGAGGUGUUACGGGAGGAAGAAUUUGCACCCGUGAAAAAUGCCAAUGGGUCAAGUUUUGAUACACCAGACAGUGCUCGGCUGCUCGUCCUCCGACUCCACACUCGGUGGGUAGUUGCUGCCGGUGGUUUUGUGACGCAUUCAGUUCCCCUAUACUCCACUGGUGUGGAGGUAUCCCCACUUCGUUCAUAUACAGGAGAGAACCUGGAGGCUCUCUGCCGUGGAAGAACAUUUCAUGCCCCUUGUGAGAUUACAUGUUAAGCGCAGUCUGCUGGUGUACUAUAGUUAGUUCAUUUUGCCAAAAUCCUUUUGUUUCAUAUCUUAGAAGUUUCCAUCCGAUACAUUCAUCGAUGUCUCUACGACAUGUUGUCAACAAACAUGGUCCUGAUUGUUCAAAUAUGCUACAUUCAGCGUAUCAGUCUAUUCAGCAAUAAGGUGAGUUCACCUAACUGUUUGUAACCGGGACUCUUUGGAUGAGUUCUCUUAAGUAAUGUAUGCCUCUGAUCUAA
Punica granatum (pomegranate) is the source of this 1928-nucleotide messenger RNA. The record is from RefSeq and is a predicted model, not a curated record. Lineage: Eukaryota; Viridiplantae; Streptophyta; Magnoliopsida; Myrtales; Lythraceae.